Messenger RNA from Linum tenue, 1701 nucleotides. The record is from the annotation of a GenBank genome assembly. Lineage: Eukaryota; Viridiplantae; Streptophyta; Magnoliopsida; Malpighiales; Linaceae.
AACAACUGGCAUAAAAUUACAAAAGGGAAAAGAAAAAGGCAUGUAUGCAUAAGACAGACUGCAGAGGGUUUAUAUUUCUUCUUCUAAAACUCUACCGCUCCAUCUUCUCUCUCUUUCCAUGUCUUCUACUUCUUCUGAGGAGACUUCUUCGGAAUUAGGAAACAAAGUAACAGAGCAUUCAGAAAUGGAAUUUGACCUUGAAAACCCACUAACCAGUCACCAUGGUAUUCACUCCGACACUUUCCCUUCUCUAUUCCUCAUCGAAUCUGAUCACAUGCCUUCCCUUUCCUACUCUAAGUCCGUCAAACCACCCGCCGGCAUCGGCUUUUCUUUCCGCCAGGAUGCUGUUACUUUCAUUUUACAGGUCUGUUGCUUCUUCGACCCAUUUUUGUCCUAUCUCGCAGUUAAUUACCUCGACCGGUUCUUGUCAACCCAAGGAAUGCCGCAACAAAAGCCUUGGGUGGUUCGCCUUCUCAGAGUGUCUUGCGUCUCCCUGGCAGUGAAAAUGAUGAACAGAACCACAGAGUUCUCUCUCAAUGAUAUUCAGGGGAAUGCCAAUCAUGGAGGACUUAUGUUUGACACAGAGACGAUUCAGCGGAUGGAAGCUCUAAUACUGGGAGCUCUGAAAUGGAGGAUGCGCUCCGUCACUCCUUUCGCCUUCCUCUCUUUCUUCAUCCAUUACUUCAAACUCAAAGACCCACCAUUGAAACAGGCACUCAGAACUCGUGCUACUCAAACCAUCCUCAGAGCUCAGAAUGAGGGCAAGAUGGUGGGAUUCAAACCGUCGUUAAUUGCAGCAUCGGCGCUUCUCUCGGCGUGCCAUGAGCUCUUCCCGUUGCAGUUUUCGUGCUACAGAGAUGCGAUCCUCAGCUGUUCAUAUGUAAAUAAGGAAAUGAUGGAAGAGAGCUACAAGGAGAUGCAAGAGGUGGCAAUGGAAGAGUACGAGUCAGUGAUGGACAGAGUGUCCAGCUCCGAUACGCCGGUCAACCUGCAGCUUGACCGGCAGCUCUUCUUCUGCUCAUCGGCGUCGUCAGAAGGAGAAGAAGAAGAGCCGAAGCAGAAGAAUAUGAACGACGGGACCAUUAGCACUAGCACUAGUAUCAGCAGCUGCUGCAGCGAUGGCGGUACUAUUGGCCAAGUUGUGGCAGUGGACAAUAUUAUGAUGACGGAGGCCAUCAACCGCAACAACUCCAAAAGGAGGAAGAUUACUACUACUGCAACCACCACUAAUUACUGUAAUAAUCAUGAUGAACAUAAUAAUGACGCCACUGCUGCUGCUCCUGAAAUCUCCCAACGGCUUUCUGAUCCCGAUAUUGCUCCACAUCAUCAGUACCACUACAACUGCUGAUGAUCAUGAUGAUGAUCAGUACUACUCUACGCUGCUUAAGCUUUUAAAAUUAAAUAAAUAGGAAAUUUAUUAAUAUGUGUAAAGAAAACGAAGAGAUAUGGAAAAAAAAAAAAGAGAAAAUUAGAAUUACAUGGAGGAACUAUUGCUGCUACUUCAUGAAUUUUUCUGAUUAUUAGAUAAAUGGUUCUCCUUGUGCAGCUAUCCAACUGUUGGUAUUUUGUUAAUUUCGCCUUCGUACGAUAGAGUGCAGGGGUGGGAAUGGAACCAAGGAAAAUAGUCGAUAGACUUCUUCAAAGUCAUAGUAUUUCAAGUUGUAAAUCUUUAUUUAUUUAUUUUCAUCACAAACAUCAAAG